Messenger RNA from Coniophora puteana RWD-64-598 SS2, 3273 nucleotides. Its product is annotated as DEAD-domain-containing protein. Gene Ontology annotation, cellular component: nucleus. The transcript has 3 exons. Gene Ontology annotation, molecular function: nucleic acid binding; ATP binding; RNA helicase activity. Lineage: Eukaryota; Fungi; Basidiomycota; Agaricomycetes; Boletales; Coniophoraceae. The record is from RefSeq and is a predicted model, not a curated record. The coding region runs from base 1 to 2691 and encodes 896 amino acids. Gene Ontology annotation, biological process: ribosome biogenesis.
AUGGACGACGGACUCGUGCUCAACUUUGCUGAAGCACCGGCGGGACCUUCGAGGCGGGCUGUCGGAAACAAGGGAGGACGAUGGACUGAUAGGUCAGAUGAUCUCAUUCCGUACAGGGUCAAGGCUAAGCGCACUCUGAAGCGCAAGACUAGGCAAGAAGAUAGAGGGAGUGUACACCCACCGCCUGCUUAUGCGGAAGACGACGGCGAAGACUAUUCUGCUCGACCUGUAAAAAAGCCACGACGUCAGGAACAUGCACCUCAAGCUGCAUUGCCCGACUCAGCCAAGACUUUCGCUCGCUCUGCUCCUACCUCGACGGCGCCCAAGCUUCCACCAGGGCAAAUUAUAUCUUCUCUCUUCUCCUACAACCCAAAAAUUGAGGCACCAUUGUCAAACGCAGCUCGUUCCGCUGUAUCAAAGCCAAGCAACGCCCCUCUCGCUACGGGGUCCGGGUUCGCCGACCUCGGCCUGCAUCCCCUUCUCACCGCCCACCUCACCACCAAGCUCAACAUCGCCAAACCCACCUCCAUCCAACGCGCGUCCCUCCCCAUCUUCACGCGUCCGACAGCAGAUCACGCAGACCGAGAUGUGUUCAUCCAGUCCCAAACCGGCUCCGGAAAAACGCUCUCCUUCCUCCUGCCUAUCAUCCAAGACCUCCUCCCACUCAGCACUCACUCAUGGAUCGACCGCUCGAUAGGCACGCUCGCCAUCAUCAUCGCGCCCACGCGCGAACUCGCUAAACAGAUCUCCGACGUGCUCGAAUCCGUCCUGCGCAUGAAACUCCGCGCGGAGGACGACAACGACGACGAAGACAACGCCGCCGACUCCGACGCCCAAGCCCCGCCCUCGCACUACACGCGCUGGCUCGUGUCCGGCCUGCUCAGCGGUGGCGCGACGCGCACGCACGAAAAGUCGCGCCUGCGCAAGGGCAUCCCGAUCCUCGUCUCGACACCCGGCCGGCUGCUCGACCACCUGCAGAACACGUCCUCGUUCGACGUCGGAAAGUGCCGCUGGCUCGUCCUGGACGAGGCCGACCGGCUCAUGGAGCUCGGCUUCGAGGACACGAUCCGCGGCAUCAUCCAGGGCCUCGACGGGCGGCGCAAGCUCGCGGUGCACGCCGUCAACGAGGGCAAGAGCAUGGACGUCGGCGGUUGGGACUGGGAGCGGCGCAGGCGGACGAUAUUGUGCUCUGCGACGAUCCGGGAGGACGUGCAGAAGCUCGCUGGGACGGCUCUGCAGCGUCCACUGAUGAUCAAGGCUGUGGAGAAUGACGAGGAUGCAUCUGGACAACAGCAGGCGUCGCAGGAUGCGGCCGGCGCUAACGCGACCUCGUCGAAGUUUACGCCUCCGUCGCAGCUCUCGCAGAAGUAUGUGGUGGUGCCACUUAAAAUGCGCUUGGUUGCCCUUGUCGCUAUCCUUCGACAACUUCUCUCGCAGGCUCAAAACAAACGAGGAACCAAAAUCAUCGUGUUCCUCAGCUGUACGGACUCUGUCGACUUUCACUGGCGAUUACUUGGGGGCUCCUUCAUGGGUCCCGGUCAAUCGCAGGCGUCGGAUCGGCCAAAGUCGGGCGAUGGAGGCGGUGAGGAGGAUAACGAAAACUCGGAAGAUGAAGAAGGAAAAUCGGACGACGAGGAAGAACCUUCACCCGGCGACGGCAUCGCUGUGUUUUCGCCCCUCCUCCCCGACACCGCCAUCUACCGCCUACACGGCUCGCUCGAGACGCCCACCCGUCUCGCGUCCCUGCGCGGCUUCUCUACCUCGGCAUCCUCGUCGACGUCAUCCCAAAAAUCGAAGCCGAAAGCAAAGCCGAAAUUGCCGACGAAGGAGGAAGCAGCGUCGUCGGCCGUGUUGCUGUGCACGUCCGUCGCCUCGCGUGGUCUCGAUCUCCCGCUCGUGCGCGCCGUCGUGCAGUACGAUCUGCCCACUGAGGGUGGGGCGACCGAGUAUGUGCACCGCGUGGGGCGGACGGCGCGUGCAGGGCGAGGCGGCGAGGCGUGGAGCAUUAUAGCCCCGAGCGAGGCCGAGUGGGUGAAGUGGGUCGAGGAUCGGAUGCGUGGGGGUGCGGUUGUGGGUGCCGAUGCUGCGGCGGGGGGCGAGAUUCGGCUGGAAGGCGCGAGCGUCGAGCAGGUGCUUGCGAAGGGCUUUGGGGGGAAGGGCGUGGAGUACGAGCAGCGCGCGACGGAGGUGCAGCUGUCGUUUGAGCGGUGGGUGUUGCGGAACAAAGAGAACGCUGGGCUCGCGAGACGCGCUUUCCUCGCGCACAUGCGUGCGUACGCAACGCAUCCGUCUGACGAAAAGCACAUGUUUCAUGUGCGGCAUUUGCAUAUUGGGCAUCUCGCGAAAGCCUUUGCGCUGCGCGAGGCGCCGACCGCGAUCACGAACGGCGGCGGGAAGAAGGGCAGCAAAGGCGGAUCGAAGUCAAAGGGAAGCACGUCCGCCAACGCACGGGCUAAGCCGUCUUUGGGCGGUAAGCUCAAGCCCAAGGCAAAGGUCCAAAGCGGCAAGCCGGGCCAGGGUGCCGAGCGGGACUGGACGGAGCGCACGGGCGAGGCAGAGGCGCGGAUGGAGAAGGCGGUGCGCGAGCAGGGCCGGCUGUCGAAGAAGGCCGGGAAGCUGGUCAGCAGCGGUACUGGGGAGUUCCAGAUCGCGUCUGGGUACAACCUCGAGAGGCUGGUGGGGAAAAGCUAGCGCGGUACCCUCGUACGAGGACACGGGCUAUGGCUCGCGUACGCGCCAUGAGGUUCGUGUACGACGGUGUUACGCGAUGUACAAUGUGACCUUGGCCUCUUUGCCGGCAGGUACAUUUCUUUGUACUUCUCUUGCGUUGUGCUGCUGUUCCGCGGAGGGCGAGUAUGCAUUGUUUCAGCGUGAGGCGUAUGCAUGAACGGUGAUGCUGGAACGAGGCGAAGUACUGAGGAUAAAAGCCUCGUUUCCUUGCCAAGGUUUCGCUUUGAGCUGAUCAUGGCCGUCUCACGACAAUAUUGAGGCUUGACACCGGACUGGCAGGGUGACCGGGACAUGGUUGAGCUUGCUCAAUGCUAACAUUGUCAUUUCUUUUAUCAGUGUUCCUACUAUAAACAGGAACUCGGAGUUAAUGAUUUUCUAGGAGGCUCUGGUGAACUGCUGUGGCGCGUCAAAGGUCGGGGGCAUUACUUCUCGGACAGGGAGAGCCGACCGCGCAGGCAAUUCCCAAUUUCAAGCUUGCUGUCAUGUUUCUUCACCAUCCCUUGUCCGCACAUCUCCCAGCCCGAUCUGCAAACUCCGAGUAUC